AUGUCGACAGCACGAACUCGUGUGGGAAGAACCAGGACAUCCGGAGGUUCCCGGACCAACAAAAAGACUGGUGUUGAGCCUGACAAUGACCCAGAAGACUCGCUGUGUAUCAUUUGUACGGAAAAAAUUGUUUUUGCGGCAGUUUCACCAUGCCAUCAUACGACUUGUCACUACUGUGGUUUACGACAACGGGCUCUCUACGGGCGAAAGUUGUGCCUAGUGUGUCGUACGGAUAACGAGAACAACAUAUUCACAGAUCAGAUCGAAAAGUCCUACGAAAGUUUCAAUAAAAGUGACAUUUACGAAACCAACACAGACUAUGGUAUUAGCUUCACAUCGGUAACGGUUCAAAACGACACAUUGGGACUUUUGGAGUUUAAGUGUCCAUUAGACAAAUCUCACGAGAGCAUGAAAUCAUUCAAGGACCUUGCAGACCACGUAAAGACCGAACACAACAAAUUCUAUUGCAUGAUUUGCUCCAAGAAUAAAAAAGCAUUUGCAAGUGAACUUCCACUUUACACCCACAAACAGCUCCAGAGACACCAGACCGAGGGAGACAGCAAGGGCUUCGAUGGUCAUCCAGAAUGUAAAUAUUGCAGAGGCAACAGGUUUUACUCGGAAGAUGAACUCAACGUUCAUAUUCGAGAUAAGCAUGAGCGGUGCUACAUCUGCGACCAGCAUGAUGCCAAGAAUGCUAGCUACUACAAAAACUACGAUUCCCUUUACGAGCACUUUCGCCAGGCACAUUAUGUGUGUUCUGUUCCGUCGUGUAUCGAGAAGCGAUUUGUGGUGUUCAGAGAAGACUUAGACUUGACUGCUCACAUGCUCAAAGAGCACGGCGGACUUACAAAUGGGUCUAGGUUUGUCAUUGGAGCCACUGGACCUCAUUUCCAAUCUCAUCUCUCGACUUACACUCCAGCUACUUCUGAACGUCACAACGAUAGUAACCAGCACGAAAACCACGACUUGAAAAAGAAGCGAUUAGACGAACGAGUUAAGCACUAUGUCAACUACGACACAUCUAAAAUGCAAGAAUUCAAGCGUCUUUGUGCGGAUUACAGAUCCCUGAAAGUCACGGCUCAACAGCUACAAGAAACAUUUAAAGAGCUCUUCAAGCUGCAACAGAAAAACGAAGUAGGACUUAUUUUGUACGAACUUGCAGAACUCUUUCCCAAAGGUUCAGACAAGCACAAGGCUCUUAUGGUGGUGUACGACGUGCAAGUUACACACAACAAAGAAGACCAGUUUCCUGUUUUGAGUGGACUGAAAAAUGCAUUUACUGGUUCUAUUCAUGGCUGGAAUACUUUACAAAACUCAGCUGCUUCUAGCCAAGAAAGUUUUCCCGUUCUCCCCAAACCCAAGAAGAAGAAUGCUUCCGGCUCGGCAGCUCAGCCUAUCAGAUAUACUACACUCAAGAAACCUACCAAAGUUACUACGGUGAUCCUGAGCUCGCCUUCAACUGUGAACAAGAAUUUCAAACCAACUUAUCUCGACAACAGACGUACUGCAUCUUCUACAGCGUUAGCUUCGGAAAACAAAGAGCCACUUACAAGACAUUCUUCCAGUUCGCUGAACUUGGCGGACCCUCGGUUUCCAGCACUUGAAAAGAAAACUACGAAGAAAGUGUUUCCACGAGUAAAUCCCGCUCCUGCAACCAAUUCCAGUUCUUGGGGCCCAGCAUUGAACUCGAAGUCGCCCGAACCGUUGGACAACUCAGGAAUAGAAAUACUAGACAAGAGAAAGGUUAAACUGAAGAAAAAGCAGGAAAAGAUACUCUUCACUAAUAACCAUUAG
This is a messenger RNA of Meyerozyma guilliermondii ATCC 6260, 1794 nucleotides long. RefSeq names its product E3 ubiquitin-protein ligase. Gene Ontology annotation, biological process: protein ubiquitination; rescue of stalled cytosolic ribosome. NCBI's taxonomy places the organism in Eukaryota, Fungi, Ascomycota, Pichiomycetes, Serinales, Debaryomycetaceae. The transcript has a single exon. The coding region runs from base 1 to 1794 and encodes 597 amino acids. Gene Ontology annotation, molecular function: ubiquitin protein ligase activity; ribosome binding. The record is from RefSeq and is a predicted model, not a curated record.